Molecule: messenger RNA, 3287 nt
Organism: Syngnathoides biaculeatus (alligator pipefish)
Lineage: Eukaryota; Metazoa; Chordata; Actinopteri; Syngnathiformes; Syngnathidae
Gene: supt20h
Product: SPT20 homolog, SAGA complex component
Exons: 22
Coding region: 267-2801 (844 amino acids)
Biological process (GO): regulation of transcription by RNA polymerase II
Cellular component (GO): SAGA complex
Molecular function (GO): transcription coregulator activity
Source: RefSeq, a predicted model, not a curated record
GUCACGCCAGUUAACCCCGCCCACCUCCGCCCCAAACCGGAUGUUGGGCUGUUGUUGUUACACUGGAACAAGAUGGCAACCGCUUCUACUUAUUUUCAAUGAAGACCCUGAUGUUUGCCUUUGGUUUCGUCGUGCUGCAUUGGAGCCGCGGUUGGCCACUAUGCAACCCUCAAGGGCGUGAAUCUUCGCUUUAGGAGGGCGACGGUGGGAGGCAGCCAGGGCGGCAGCAUCCUCUACUGUCACCUUGUAGCUGGCGGCUCACCACAAUGCAACAAGUUUUGGAAUAUGCAUUAGAUCGAGCUGAGUACAUUGUGGAAAGUGCUCGCCAGCGUCCUGCCAGGAGGCGUCUUUCAUCUGGUGGCAGAAAGAGUUUGUAUCAGAAGCUUUAUGAGCUCUACAUCGAAGAAUGUGAGAAAGAGCCAGAGUUGAAGAAUUUCAGGAGGAACGUGAAGCUGCUGGACAAGUUGCUCUCCCAGGAGUCUGUGUCGUGUCUGGUGGUCAACUUGUACGCCGGCAACGACGGCUACUCGCUCAUGCUCAGGGGCAAGAAUGGUUCCGAUUCUGAAACGAUCCGACUGCCUUACGAAGAAGGAGAGCUGCUGGAGUAUUUGGAUGCUGAGGAGCUGCCGCCCGUUCUGGUUGACCUGUUAGAAAAGUCACAGGUGAACAUCUUCCACUGCGGCUGCGUCUUGGUGGAGGUGCGAGACUACAGGCAGUGCGCCAACACCAAGAUGCCCUCGUACCAGAGCAGACACGUGCUGCUCAGGCCCACCAUGCAGACUCUCGUUUGUGACGUCCACGCUAUGACCAGUGACCACCACAAGUGGACGCAGGAUGACAAGUUGCAGCUGGAGAGCCAGCUGAUCUUGGCCACGGCUGAGCCUUUGUGCCUGGAUCCUUCCAUCUCCGUCACUUGCGCCGCCAACCGGCUGCUCUACAACAAGCAAAAAAUGAACACCCGCGCUAUGAAACGGUGCUUCAAGAGGCACUCUCGGGCUUCGCUGAACCGCCAGCAGGAGCUGUCGCAGCUUCCUACGCCAUGCCAGCUGCGCCUCUACGACUACCUACAGAAGAGGAAGGAGAGGAAAGCCACGCCCAUCAUUGACCUGAAAAUCUCCAAGAUUGGAAAUUGCGUGGACAUGUGGCGACAGAACAGCUGCCAGCUAAGUGCGCCCAAAGAAAUCGAUGUGGAGAAAUAUGCCGUGGUGGAGAAAUCGCUACAGUUGGAAGAUUCUCAGCCCACCACUGUGAUCUGGCCCGCUCAGGAGGUCGUGGACGAUUACACCUUCGAGUGCGAGGUGGCCGGUCCGGCCGAGAGGACGAAGGUGUCCAUCUUCCAGUCACUGGGUGACCCUCUGGUGUACGGCAAGAUCUACUGCACCAAAGACAGCAAGGCCGAGCAGGACGGCACAGACCUGAAGCUCACGCAUCCGCCGUUCCUCAUUGGCUCAAAGAUGGACGCCGAACGGUUCCUUGCACAGUACAAAUGCGUUUACGAGCGAGAUGCCAAGUGUCAGGUCAAGAUGUCCCACAACUCAGGCAGCCUGGCACCGGCGCCCCACUCCCCCGGCAAGGAUGAGAGUAACGGCUUUUCUUCGCUGGUCCAGACGUCCAUGUUGGGCAAAGGUGUGAAGCACCGGCCGCAGCCCAUCAAAAUGCCGCCAGGAUCAGGCAGCAGCUCCUCAGGUAAUCCAUAUAGCUCCCAAACCGCAAGUGGUCUCCUCAAGUGUCCUACGCCGCCGCCGCCGCCCCCCGCCAAAGGUCAGCAGCCUCUGAACAGGAAACACUCUAUGGAGCUGGGACAAGUGGGCCUGCUGUCCCCUGCCUCGCUUUCGCCCAUGAGCUCCACGCAGAGAUCGGGUACCCCGAAGCCCUCCACCCCCUCCAACACACCGUGUUCGACGCCGCACCCCGCCGACUCAUUGGGGCCGUUGUCAGGGACGCCCACUCCCCCGGAGGCCCCGGCGCAGCCCGCACUGCUGACGCCAUUCGCCCAGCAGCAGCUGGCCCUCAACCAGACGGUGCCCGUCAUGACCAUACCGCUGCCCACCGUGGGUACAUCCAUCAGCACAGGCACUACUUCCUCACCGGUCAUGCCCAACCCGGCUGGCCUCAACUUCAUCAAUGUGGUCAGCUCUGUCUGCAACCCACAGACGCUGAUGAGCGGCUCCAACACCAUGCUCGGUCCCGGACUGAACCUGAGUGGAAUCCUGCCAUCUGGAGGUCUCAUACCCUCAAUGCAGCCUGCUGUGCAGACCGGGAGUCACUUUGGCCUGAAUAGCAGUGCUGGCCUGCGACCGCUCAAUUUGCUCCAAAUCCCGACCGGGCCGCUCAUCUUCAACCCCGUGCAGCAGCAGCAGCUAUCCCAGUUCUCCCCGCAGAGCCAGUCGGCCACUUCCAGCCCUCAGCAGCAGGGGGACACGGGUGAUCAGAGCGUCGAGCCGAGUUUAGGCAACCAGCAAACGGCGGUCAUCAACUUGGGUGUGGGUGGCUUCAUGUCUCCGCAGGCGGCAGUGCUGUCCCAGUUGGGCUGUGGGCUGGACGGGUCUGGGCCCCCCCUGCCUUCUCCAAGGCUUCAGCAGCAGCACCAGCCUCAGAUCCAAUUGCAAUUCUUGCAGCACCAAAUACAGCAGCAGCAAAUGGCUAUGGCGGCGGCACCCCAAGUGGGGGGAGCGGCGGGGGGCCAGCAGCAUACCGUCAACCAAGCAAGAAAUAGGAGGAAAAGGAGCACGCCACAGCCGCUCCCCAAACCUCGCCAGGCUGCAGAAACUUUGCCCCAUGCCACGCCGAGACCCGAAUGAUCCACACUGUGCUUUUUUUUUUUUGUUCCGGUUCGGCUGUUAGAGCACGCAGAGUGGAGAAUCUGCAUCCCUUUUAUGCCUGAACAGUUUUACUGUGUCACGGCGGAGUUUUUAAGCUUCCUCUGUGGUUUCUUAGUUUUAUAAUUGAAGUUUAUUGAGAUUCAAGAGUCGAACCGAACAGUUUCUAGGGGGGGGGGGGGGUUAGAGAGACAAAGACGAGGCGGUAAUUGUAAACCGGGUGGGUAAAGUCAACCAUUGCAUAUCUCCAACGAGGAAACAUUAAAUAUGGAUCGUUGCAUGAACCUGUAGCGCCGCACCUGCGAGGGAAGGACGAGACAAGCACGCAGGACGAGGGUCGAGAACCCGGCCAUACAACUGAAGACAAAGAGGAAGUGUGGUCUGGCUAUUAGUUAGAAUCAAAAAGAAAUUCCUUGUAGCUGAACACCCCCCCCCCACACUUCCCAAAAGGCUUUUCCUCCGUGGCUU